Messenger RNA from Leptonychotes weddellii (Weddell seal), 1296 nucleotides. Lineage: Eukaryota; Metazoa; Chordata; Mammalia; Carnivora; Phocidae. The record is from RefSeq and is a predicted model, not a curated record.
GGGGGGGGCAGCGCCACCAGGGAGCUGUCAGAAAUGCCAGUCCUCGGGCCGCACCCCGGACCUACCCACUCUGAAACUCGGGGAGGCCCGCCCAUCUGUCGGGUGGCCCUCUAGGGGCCUCUGUGGCUUGCAAAGUUUGGGAACCGCCCUUCGGAGCGCUCCUCGGGCUGCAGGAGCUGUGGAGCCCCUUGGGUGAAGGGUAAAGGCAGCCGGGCCCCUUUUAAAGUUCAUGGUGCUUAAAGAAAACCGGGAGGAUAUACUGAAUGCCAGCGACAAAUUAACAGAAGUCCUUGAAGAGGCCAACACUCUGUUUAAUGGAGUGUCCCGAGCAAGAGAAGCAGUCCUGGACGCCCAGUUUCUUGUUCUGGCUUCAGAUUUGGGCAAAGAGAAAGCAAAGCAGCUGCAUUCUGAUCUUAACUCAUUUGAUAUGUUAAGAUAUGUUGAAACUCUACUGACACAUAUGGGUGUAAAUCCGCUAGAAGCUGAAGAACUCAUCCGUGAUGAAGAUAGUUCUGAUUUUGAAUUCAUAGUCUAUGACUCCUGGAAAAUAUCAGGCAAAACAGCAGAAAACACCUUUAAUAAAACCCAUACAUUCCACUUUCUGUUGGGUUCAAUACAAGGAGAGUUCCCUGUGCCAAAGCCACGAAGUGAUCGUCCAAGAAAAGGUCCCACGACAGAAGAGAAGAAGACAAUGCCUGACCAGUUAAAUGAAAUGGAAGAAUCUCAUCAAGAAGCAACAGAAAAAGAAGUGGAAAGAAUUUUGGGAUUGUUGCAAACGUAUUUUCGAGAAGAUCCUGAUACUCCUAUGUCCUUCUUUGACUUUGUGGUUGAUCCACAUUCUUUCCCCCGAACAGUGGAAAACAUCUUUCAUGUUUCCUUCAUUAUAAGGGAUGGUUUUGCAAGAAUAAAGCUUGACCAAGACCGACUGCCAAUAAUAGGGCUCAGCUCUGAGGUUGGUAGGUGGAUAUGCAGAAGUUUUCAAAUGAUUGCCACGUGUAACUCUACUACGGGAGGUACUUUUUUUUAAUGGAAGCAAAUGGAUUACUUACUACCGUAAUAACACUCUUAACACAUCAGUGAUGCACGGAAUCAUAAUAAGUAUGUAAUAUUAUAAGUGUCUUCGAUACAGGUUCAUUCCUUCUCAUCAGUUUCUGUUCAGAGUACCUCUUGCGAUUUGAUAACCUUUGAAAACUUUUGUCUUUCAAACAGAGCCUGUUAAUAUUAAUGAAGAAAGUGAGGGAAUUGACCAAAACACCCAAAUUAGGAAUCAAGGAAUCAUAGCUUUGAGUUACCGUG